Molecule: messenger RNA, 408 nt
Organism: Asparagus officinalis (garden asparagus)
Lineage: Eukaryota; Viridiplantae; Streptophyta; Magnoliopsida; Asparagales; Asparagaceae
Product: 40S ribosomal protein S17-3-like
Exons: 2
Coding region: 16-408 (130 amino acids)
Biological process (GO): translation
Cellular component (GO): ribosome
Molecular function (GO): structural constituent of ribosome
Source: RefSeq, a predicted model, not a curated record
CCUAAAUCCUCAGACAUGGGUCGCGUCUGCACAAAAAUAGUGAUGAAAUCCUCCCGCCAAGUCAUCGAGCGCUACUACUCGCGCAUGACCCUCGACUUCCACACCAACAAGAAGAUCCUCGAGGAGGUCGCCAUCAUCCCCUCGAAGCGCCUCCGCAACAAGAUCGCCGGCUUCUCCACCCACCUCAUGCGCCGGAUCCAGCGCGGCCCCGUCCGCGGCAUCUCGCUGAAACUGCAGGAGGAGGAGCGCGAGAGGAGGAUGGACUUCGUCCCCGACGAGUCCGAGAUCAAGGUCGACCGCAUCGAGGUCGACAAGGAGACCAUCGACAUGCUCGCCAGCAUCGGCACCGAGUAUGUCGUCUUUUUCAAGAUUAACUUACUGUCUGCUGUGUUUGCAUUUGACAUGUAA